Messenger RNA from Mobula hypostoma (lesser devil ray), 3696 nucleotides. Its product is annotated as anillin-like. The transcript is spliced from 20 exons. Bases 164 to 2494 code for a protein of 776 amino acids. Gene Ontology annotation, cellular component: actomyosin contractile ring. Gene Ontology annotation, biological process: mitotic cytokinesis; septin ring organization; actomyosin contractile ring assembly. NCBI's taxonomy places the organism in Eukaryota, Metazoa, Chordata, Chondrichthyes, Myliobatiformes, Myliobatidae. The record is from RefSeq and is a predicted model, not a curated record.
GGCAAAGCGCCUUGGCUGAGGCGCAUGCGCGGCAAAGCGCGCCGGAAUUUAAACAGAAGGAAAGGCCGUUGGUGCGGUCUCAGCGGCUGGAUCUGGGAGUGGUGGAGAAGGAGCUCUCGCUCGGAUUUAAGACACUAUAUUGAACUUGUGGUACAAAGCAAAAAUGUCAUCUCUCUGCACUGUGGAAGCAAUGUUGCGCAGUCCUUUGAAGCGUCUUAGGCAGCCUCCCGCUGACAAUGAAGGAAAUGAGAAUGAUUCUCUGAAGAAGCAGAAGUUUCGGUCCUUGGAUGAAGAGAUGGAAAAUAUAAAUCCUUUAGGAUCAUGUACGUUGUCAAAAUUUCGAGUCUGUGAGCAAGAGAUCAAGCCAGAUACCCCCAUAGUUCCCUCGGUAAAAUCACGACUCCAGAGACUGGCUGAACAGAAGAAAGAAUUGUGUUCUCAUGACCUCUCUAAUGCACGGUUAUCUUCAGACACAAAAAAUGGAUUGGUUUCUCUAGAAGCGACCAGCUCCUGGAAUAAUGAACUUGCCAGGCCACCUAUUAAGAAGUGCAGAAAGGAUAAUGAAGAUGACACCGUUCCUUGUUCAGAGGUGAAACAAUCAUUAAUCUCAAGCAAUGUUUUUGUGCAAACAGUUAAAGAAAAAUUUGAAGAGAUGACUAAUGAGAAACAGAACGAGGGACAAAUUGGAAACCUCCUCAUCCCUGCAGUAACUCCAAGUACCAAAGCCAUUCAGGCAAUGCUGCUUCAGAAGUCUACGUCUAGUGCCUCUCGUGUUACUUGGAUGAAAAAGGAGCGGGAACGGGAGCUUGCAAUGCUUCGGGGAAAGACUGAAGGGAAGAAUCCAUGGGUAGAAAAGAUGUCGAAGUCCUGCACGGGAGGAGAGGAAACUCCUAAGGAUAAUAACAUUCCAGAUCAACAGGAAGAAAUGAAGGAAAACAAAGAAUCACAAGUGAACACUAUUCAUGGCAAGGAUACCACUGUGGGGUUUGAGAACACUGCAAAGUCUGAGGAGAUCCUCCAUAUUACUGAAGACAAUGAAUUGGGAUUAUCUUCUGAGGAAGCACCAACUAGCUCUGAAAUAACUGAGUUGUUUAAAGAUGUAUUUGACACAGACCAUGCAAAUAAACAAAUGGAGAAUAAAUCCAACCAAAUGGUGACAGAGUUGGAAAACUCUAAAACUGAAGCACAGAAUAAUGAGGUGAAAUCUGAGCACAAGACGAAAGAUGAAAAAGAGGAAGCUGAACUGACUCUUUCUAGUGUAACUGUGGUGUCUCCUAUUAAUAAAUCUAUCAAGUCAGAUGCAGUGGCUCCUCUGACCUCAUUGCUAACAUCACUGAACAACAAUCUAUCUGAAUCUUGCUGCUCCAUCUAUUCCUCUCUCAAGCUGGAGAAUCCUGGGCAGAAUCAAAAUCCAAAUGGGGGUAUUUCAUCAGAGGUGGAUAGCAUACCACUCUACAGUAUUGAUUUGUACAGAUCUCAACGUCGUAGUGCUCUGCAGGCAGAAAGAAAAAUCAAAGAAAUGAAUCAGAACAAUUCCCAGAGAGCAGCAGAAAGCUCCCAUUUUGCAACAAAGCAAAUCACUACAAAAGAGAAAAUAAAGAUACUUAAUGAUGAGAUUAAGAGUUUACACAAAAUCAUGCAUCAGGCAAGCCAGGCACUCAACUGCUGUACAGACAAAGAACAUGGUAAAGGUUCGCGUGAAGAAGCAGAAGCAGAACGGCUUCUCCUUAUUGCUUCUGAGAAGCGUGUUGCACUUCUGUCUGAGCUGAAUCGACUGAAAGGAGAGGGAAAUGCUACAUCUCGAACUGAAGCAGCCCAGCCAACAAAUGGUCCUGAGCCAUGUCGAGGCACUGUCUCCAUCUCUAACCUUCGCCUUCCUCUGAAAGCUGAAUUUGUGUGUUCAGCACAAUGUAAACAAGGAAAACCCAGCCAGUAUUUCUUACUGAUAAUCAAAUGUGGUCCACAUAACAUUGUUGCCACUCCAUUAGCAACAGCAGAGGAUGCUCACCAGGGUGAUACCAUUAUUUUCCCUACCAUCAUCACACUGGGUGAUAUUCACUACAAGUUUGAAAUUGAUGUGGAGGUGUACAGCUUGGCUCAGACAUCAAAUGGAACUACUGCUGCAAAGCGUAGAUCAUCAAGAUCCAAGGUUAUGACCCCUAAAAAGCUUCUGACCUCUAUUACUAAUUGUGCUUCUCAAAAUCGAUCACCAGAAGGAAAGAGUUCAUGUUGUAUUAUUUUUCCUUUUCAGAAAACGAGCUUGCAGUCACCUGGUGCUAGUCCUACUGUCAGCCGCUCAAUUCGUGCCAGUAAGUUUGUACUGGUUGGGUCUCACACAAUUACUCUAGCAUCUCUGGGCAAAGAGAAGUUUGCAUUGGACAAAGUGGCCAAGACAAGAUGGCCAGGAAUCGUUAUCGGCACCCACUCUGGCAUUGAAGUCACCAAGGAGAACGAGGUGCUCAUCACUAGGAAUAUUCCUGACAACAGCUUCUAAUUUGUCGUAGAACAUGUCUUUUGCCUAAGUGGUGGAGUUCAAGGUAGGGGCAUACAUACUGAUGAGAGAUACUUUUGCAACAAAGAGUUCCUAACGGCAAAACCCACUCCAUGCUCGCGGGGCUCGUCUUGGUUCUUUCCCUGCCAGAAAAAUGUGUAGUCCCUUUCCUUCAGUGUACCUAAAUCCGCCAAAUGCGUUUCUUGCAGGGCAGCUAUAUCUACCUUGAGCACUAGUAGUUCAUUGUUAAUGACCGCUGUUUUUCGUGCAUCUUCCAAUAUCCUUGAGGUUUUGGUCAAGACCAGUCAUCAUUGUACAGACAUUCCAACAUCCCAACUUGAGGGGUGUUGUCUUAUUUGAUUUGUUUCCUUUCUUGUCUGGUGCAGUAGUUACAGUCAGCUCUUUAUGGAAUAAUCCAUUAUCCCCAUGCACCCACUGAGGAAGACUGACUGUGGCGGGACAGCGCCAUAUUGGCUGGGGGCUGACCAGUGAAACACGAUGGCCUCUCUCACCGUUGGAAGCAACCCCUGACAUCAUGCUCUAUGCCAAUCAAGCAUUAUGACUUAUAACCGGUGACUGCUGCUUCCCGUGUUUGUACGACACUAAAAGGCAAAGCUGGAGUGGCCUCUCCAGGUCGUAGGCUAGGGCAGAAUUGAUGAGGAGAUCCAUUUGUUGCCCGUGCAGUGGGACCCCCCUCUCCAUGCUGAUGACAGGUCCAAAGGAAUGAUGAAAAUUGAUACAGUUUGGUGCCAGCUGCACCGCAGGAGUUGCCGUGCCGGUGCUGGGUACAGCAGCCAGCCGCCUUCGGGACUCCGACUCCUGAUUUUUUCCUCGGGGUUUACUCCUGAAGCCUUUCCCGCAAGUGGGUAGAGCUGCAAGGCAGCGGAAGUUUGUAAUCGGAGUUUCCCUCUCCUAGAUGAGCUACCAUCCGUGGUUAACGAGCCCCAUCUGCCCAGAGCAACUGGUUUCAAGGUGCCAGUGGCCCGCCUUUGCCCCUUCUGUCAGUGAGAACAGCUCCGCUGGGCAUAAGAACUAUGCCACAUGUGAAGGCCAGGAGUUGGACUUGGUUGUCAGAGGCUGUUAGAGAUGCAAGCCAUGAAGUGCAUUUGUUUAGCAGUGGGAGCUCGUCCCCACUACUACCCUUUGGCUAUGACUACCUUAGGAACCAAAGAGUGGUUGUAGACGGGUCAUAUUCUGCAUGGAGG